This is a messenger RNA of Cydia pomonella (codling moth), 1410 nucleotides long. RefSeq lists its product as uncharacterized. The transcript is spliced from 5 exons. Lineage: Eukaryota; Metazoa; Arthropoda; Insecta; Lepidoptera; Tortricidae. The coding region runs from base 44 to 817 and encodes 257 amino acids. The record is from RefSeq and is a predicted model, not a curated record.
CAUAACGUCGCUUAUUCUUAUUACCGAUUCGAAUGUAAGAAACAUGUUUGCAUUAUUAUUUACGGUGUGUUCGGUGUUUUUGAUUGGCGACGCCUCAUUUGUGGGCUCGCUAACUAAAUGCAGUAUGAGCGACAGUGAGUGCCAUAAAAAACUGUACCAAUCGGUUAUAUCAGAUGUUGGCAAAAUCGGUGUGAAAGAGUUGGGGAUUCCCCCUGUAGACCCUUUGGAGCUGAAGAAUGUGUCCAUUUCCAUCCUAGGGCUGCUUGAUAUCAGUUUGGAAGAUGGUAUAGUUAAAGGAGUAAAAGACUGCUUGCUCAAUAACGUGACGACCGAUAUUCCCAACGGACACCUAUACAUGGAUAUGACAUGCGACAUCACGGUAAAAGGACAUUACAAAGCUUUUUCCUCUAGCCCCUUAAUUAAGACAUUAUUGGGAGGAGAAUUUAUCCGCGCUGAUGGAUUAGGAAAAGUCAAAGUAGAAAAACUCCACAUGAAUUUUGACUUCACAAUCUAUGCCCACAAGGAUGACGAUGGGGAAAUAUAUUUGACAUCGAUUUACAAUCAAACGAAGUAUGAUUUUGAAAUAUUAGGGAACCUCGUAUUCGCUGGAAACAACAUAUUUAUGGGAAAACAAGAUAUUAGUGUCCUAGCCGUCAGUCUACUUAAUCAGAUCGGUAAAAGUAUGGCACCAUACUUUGGACGAGCCUUUAUGGAAAAAUCUCUAGAAUUUGUGUACGCUUACUGUGGAAAAUUUUUCGAAGUUGUACCAGCCAGAUAUUACAUUAAAGAAGAUCUUACUCCGUUCAUAAAACAAUAAUCGACAUCAUCAAAAAUAUAUUUAUUUGCAAGAUUAUGGUACAUUCACAUUGGUGAAUAUGUUAUAAUAUUUAUAUAAAAACAUAAUCAAACCAAUCAGAACAUGCAAUAAAUAUACGUAUGUUAAUUACAAAUUAAUGUCAAAAAAAUAUUAAAAAAAUAUAUCUGAAUAUAAUUUAAAAUAAUAUUUUGUAAUUUAUAUAUUUGUAUUAAGUAUUUAUUUUAAAGCAAUUUGGCAGACGCUUGCAUAUCUUAAUAUAAGUAGGUAUAAUACAUGCCUUUAGGUACGUAUUAUACCUACCAUUGUCAACUUUGAGUCCAGAACUUGUAAAUUUAGCAAAUACUUAUUUAUAACAGGUCAAUUUUUUGGUUUGAUAUGAAAUUCAGAGGGUUUUUUUUUUUUAUAAAAAUCCAGCGUUGUAAAAAUGUAAAUACCAGUAAUUAGUGUCUCAACACAUGUGACUAACUCAUCAUCUCUCAUUAAGCUAAAUAAGAAUAUAGGUAAUUGAAAUGUAAUUAAUAAUGAAGUAUUUAAAUGGCAUUGUUUUAUUUGAAAAUUAUUGAUUGUUAUGAAUAAAAACAAGUUGUUUUUCA